Molecule: messenger RNA, 646 nt
Organism: Salpingoeca rosetta
Lineage: Eukaryota; Choanoflagellata; Craspedida; Salpingoecidae
Exons: 7
Coding region: 74-640 (188 amino acids)
Molecular function (GO): cadherin binding; RNA binding
Source: RefSeq, a predicted model, not a curated record
AAAAAAAAAAAAAAGUUGCAACUGUCCACAAAUCCCCACACAAACGCUGACAACAACAACAACAACAACAACGAUGAGCGAAGCCAAGGAUGAGACAGCCGCAUCUAUGACGCUGCGGGUGGUGUACGCAAAGGAGACGAAGAGGGUCACGGUGUCCAGCGACCAGACAGUGAAGGACUUGAAGGAGCUCAUUGCGAAGGAGACUGGGUGCCCUGUUGCACAGAUGAAGCUCAUGUUCAAAGGGUUGCUGGCGGCACCUGGCAAACCCGAGCUGGACGCAAAGAAGAUCUCGGAGACCGGAUUGAAAGAGAAAGCAAAGGUGUUGGUUGUGGGCGCAACGCAGACACAAGUUGCCGAGGUCACACAAGCAGACCAGGUGUCAAACACGGCUGCGUUCAAGGCGCAAGCGGCUGCAACCACUGUGAAGAAGAAGUGGAGCGAAGAAAGGGUGCAUCGUGAAAUCAUCCAGAAGGGCCCUCCGGCGGACGCCCCUUUUGCGUACCGCCCUGGUCAGGAUCCGCUGCCCGACGGUCCGCUUGCCGGCCUCAUCGGCGAUGGCGGCAAGAAGGCCCGCCUGCACAUCAAGACGGCAAACAACAAGCUCAUCAUCCACUAUCCAAACACAUCCCAAGAGGUAUGAGUGCCG